AUGAAGCUUCUCGGAAAGCAACUUCCGACCCCAAGAAAAAUGAAGAGCAAAUGUGAUAGGUUGGAGCGGAGCCACAAUCAGGAUUUGAAGAUCGUGGGAGUAGGCUUGGAGAAACCUCUCCAAAAACUGAAAGAUGAUUGCGAUUUACAUGUCGCCCAUGCCCUGGAUCUUGGGACUCUUGCUCCUGAAAAGUUUGCCAAAUCAGAGUUGAGAAAGGCUGGGAUGACCGAACUCGUAAUGAAGCUUCUCGGAGAGCAACUUCUGACCCCAAGAAAAAUGAGGAGCAGAUGUGAUAGGUUGGAGCGGAGCCACGAUUAG
Messenger RNA from Corylus avellana, 318 nucleotides. The record is from RefSeq and is a predicted model, not a curated record. NCBI's taxonomy places the organism in Eukaryota, Viridiplantae, Streptophyta, Magnoliopsida, Fagales, Betulaceae.